Messenger RNA from Sceloporus undulatus (fence lizard), 2029 nucleotides. It is a transcript of the gene CHRNG, whose product is annotated as cholinergic receptor nicotinic gamma subunit. Gene Ontology annotation, molecular function: transmembrane signaling receptor activity; acetylcholine-gated monoatomic cation-selective channel activity. The record is from RefSeq and is a predicted model, not a curated record. Gene Ontology annotation, biological process: monoatomic ion transmembrane transport; signal transduction; chemical synaptic transmission. Lineage: Eukaryota; Metazoa; Chordata; Lepidosauria; Squamata; Phrynosomatidae. Gene Ontology annotation, cellular component: neuron projection; synapse; postsynaptic membrane. Bases 99 to 1637 code for a protein of 512 amino acids. The transcript has 12 exons.
GGGCUCCAGCUCAAAAUAAUCUCCCAGACCCUCCCAGACACACACACACAGUUGCGGUGCCUUUGGGGAACAGAGAAAGGCUGAGCCCCACCAGGAGGAUGAGCUGGCCCAGGUUGGUCCUUCUUGCUUCUAGCUUCCUGGCAGUGGUCCAGAGCCAGAACCAGGAGGAGAAACUAUUAAAUGAUCUGAUGGUCAACUACAACCGCAACUUUCGCCCGGCCAGAGACAAGGGGGACAUUAUCAAUGUUUCGCUCAAGCUAACUCUCACCAAUCUCAUCACACUGAAUGAACGCGAUGAGGCACUCACAACCAACGUCUGGGUGGAGCUGAAAUGGAACGAUUAUCGCCUGCAGUGGGAUCCCGAUGACUAUGACAAUAUCAAGUGUUUACGGAUCCCCUCCACCAUGGUGUGGCUGCCAGAUAUCGUCUUGGAGAACAACAUCGAUGGCGUAUUUGACGUUGCCCUCUAUGCCAAUGUUUUGGUCUCUCCCAGUGGCAGCAUCACGUGGCUUCCUCCAGCCAUCUACCGCAGCGUCUGCUCCAUUAUUGUCACCUACUUCCCCUUCGACUGGCAGAAUUGCUCCCUUGUAUUCCAGUCACGGACCUACAACGCCCAUGAAAUCAAUCUGCUCUUGACAGUGGAAGAAGAGCAGACAAUUGAAUGGAUUUUUAUUGACCCCGAAGAUUUUACAGAGAAUGGAGAAUGGGCAAUUAAACAUCGGCCGGCUAAGAAGAUAGUGAACGACGGAUCCUUCACGCCGGAUGAUACCGGGUACCAGCAGAUUGUCUUUUUUCUCAUCAUCCAGAGGAAGCCCCUCUUCUACAUCAUCAACAUCAUCAUCCCUUGCGUGCUCAUUUCCUCAGUGGCGGUGGUUGUGUACUUCUUGCCUGCCAAAGCGGGUGGCCAGAAGUGCACUGUUUCCAUCAAUGUCCUCCUAGCCCAGACUGUCUUCCUCUUCCUGAUUGCCAAAAAGGUGCCAGAAACAUCCCAGGCAGUGCCACUCAUUGGCAAGUACUUAACCUUUCUACUAGUGGUCACCAUAGCUAUAGUUGUGAAUGCCGUUAUUGUACUGAAUGUUUCUUUGAGGACCCCCAACACCCAUUCCAUGUCCAAGCGAGUCCGGCAGGUAUUCCUGCACCUGGUGCCAGAUUUCCUAGGCAUGCAUACACGACGGCACAACAGCAUGCCCGCUGGAAGGCAAAUGCUCCGUCGGCGGAGCUCACUGGGGCUCAUGGCAAAAGCAGACGAGUACAUGCUGUGGAAGGCACGGAGUGAGCUCCUCUUUGAGAGGCAGAAGGAGCGUGAUGGGCUGAUGAAGCUCCUUCUGGCAAAAAUAGGAGACGGUUUAGAGAAUGGAUGCCCCCAGGACUUUUGCAGCAGCCUCCGCCACGCUGCCCCAGAAAUCCAGGCCUGCGUCGAUGCCUGCAACCACAUCACAAAGACUUUAAAAGAGAAGAAUGACUUUGACAGUGAGAACGAGGAGUGGAUCCUGGUGGGAAGAGUUAUUGACCGCGUCUGCUUCCUCAUCAUGGCCUCCAUCUUUGUUUUUGGAACCGUGGGCGUUUUCCUGAUGGCCCAUUUCAACCAGGCACCUGAAGAACCCUUUCCUGGGGAUCAUAAACGAUACCUGCCCUAAGGAUCUAGCCAUGGUGGGAGCAAUCCGUUUCCAGUUUUAUCCCAGUUUGACCUCUGAAGUGAUUUUCUUGGACAAGGUGGAUCUCUGUACUGAGGCAGCACCAUCCUGCGGAUUCAUCUUCUUCAUGCUGGUGGCUACUGAUGUGAUCUCCUAGGCUCUUUUCUUUGCUUUAUUGUGUGGUUCCCUGUCUGCACAAUCCCUGGCCAUUCAAGAAAUAGCUGAAACCAAGCCAAGAGACAGAAGGCCAUCACCCUUUGAGGCUGUUGGCAAAUCUGGGAACUUUGAAACCCUCCUUUAGGACUCUUCCUCUACUGUGCUCCAGUGUGCCUUUCUUCCAUCUGAUGCCAGGGCAGAUCUUGGGAAACAGAGCAUAAAUGUCACCUGUGAACACA